AUGGCCAGUGCCAGGCUGUCGCCAACGGCGAAUCUUCUUCGGAAGUCUCGUUUAUUUGCCCUCCCACAGGCUUUAACCCCCACACAGGAGGCUGCUUCGUCCAAAGCUGUUUUCGAAUCCUCAACAGCGACACUUCCUCACCCCAUUCGAGCCGCCAUUGUCACGCCACAGUCGUCUUUGGUCAGAGGUGAUUGGGGUCUGAAGCGAGCUCUUCCUGCCAAAUCAACCUCUGAGAAAUCACAAAGGCCCGUUGUCAGAGUCAAUGCUCUUGAUACCUACGAACAUGUCACCGACUUCGAGUCCGCCGCCGAUCACACCAUGACCCUUGAGAAGUUCCAGGAGCUCAAUAUGCCAAUGUCUCUUCCGUCCAAGGUGAACUAUGCGACAAGCAUUGUUCCCAGACACCAAAGUCCAUUCGAGACACACCUCGACAACAGCGAAACUAGCAAAGGCCUGGGAGAACCCGGUGCCAAACAAUACAGACAUUCUGGCCCUUGGCUCGCUGGGCAAACCCCGGCGGAGUUCACGGCCUAUCUGAACCAAGUGCGCCGUCAGAAGCCGGAAUUGCUGAAGAAGCUUCGCGGCAUCCUUGUUGAUCAACGCUUUGCAGAAGCUCGGAAGCAGGCACAGGAUUAUGGAAAGGAUAUUGAUGCCGUCAAGCCCCCAACCAUCUCUGAUGCGGAGUUCACAAGAUACAUCAAGUCCCUCCGUGAAAAUCCAUUUGCCCUUGGUCCCACUGUCUUUCAAUUGCUGGACCUCCCCUCCUCUCCCGCUGUACCCAGCGAGCGGAUUGGACGCAAAUAUUAUCAAUCUCCAGCAACUAAGCUGGCUUCGGCUGAAUAUGCCAUCUCCGGCCCUCCUAAAACACACCCCUCUGUCGGACUCUCAUACACUCGAUCGCACGCUUUGAUACGUAAUCACCCAUCCUACGGUCCCCAGGCAUUCCAGCGGCCCGUGGAAGCCCGUAUUCUGCGCCCCAAGGGCCGCUUCAGAGGCCGCCCAUCAAAGGCCAUUGCUGGUAUUGGUGGUAUUGCCGUUGAGGAUUUGAAUGCGUUGGCAUUUGUUGACCAGGGUACACCUCCUGGCCUAACCUUCUUCGAUGCAAGCAUCCCUGGCGGUGCCAAAUAUCAUGUCACUCCUAUCCGAGCCUCUGUCGACUCUAACGGCAGAAUUGGCCUCUCCUCUUACCGUGCCAGCGCCAGCUCCAAGGCACCUUACGGUAUUGAAGACUACAAGAAGCCACAAACUACAAACAUCUCGGAUGCUGCUCAACGUGAUGCUACUAUGGUUCCUCGCUUGGAUAGGCUGCAAAAUCGGCCACAUUUCAAGCGCCCAGAGAAUUACGCGGGAAGAAAGGCCAUGGCGGGCACAGAAGACAUUGCCCGCAGCCUCAUGGAUAACCUGAACUCGAGACAAUAA
Messenger RNA from Penicillium taxi, 1419 nucleotides. RefSeq names its product mitochondrial 37S ribosomal protein bS1m. The record is from RefSeq and is a predicted model, not a curated record. Gene Ontology annotation, biological process: mitochondrial translational initiation. The transcript has a single exon. NCBI's taxonomy places the organism in Eukaryota, Fungi, Ascomycota, Eurotiomycetes, Eurotiales, Aspergillaceae. Gene Ontology annotation, molecular function: structural constituent of ribosome. Gene Ontology annotation, cellular component: mitochondrial small ribosomal subunit. Bases 1 to 1419 code for a protein of 472 amino acids.